Messenger RNA from Gloeophyllum trabeum ATCC 11539, 462 nucleotides. RefSeq lists its product as uncharacterized. The transcript is spliced from 6 exons. Lineage: Eukaryota; Fungi; Basidiomycota; Agaricomycetes; Gloeophyllales; Gloeophyllaceae. The record is from RefSeq and is a predicted model, not a curated record. Bases 1 to 462 code for a protein of 153 amino acids.
AUGGUAUGGUACAUCCUCUACAACGUGUUUAAGCCUGAUUUCCUUACUCGACCCUCUUUCAGAGCUAUUCAUAUGCAGUCUCUCGCGCUGCGUCUAGAUUUGUCCAGUGAACAGACUAGCCCGAGCACGGCUGCUGCUCACGAACUGACGGGUGCAGAUGACACCUCCUUAUGUACAGUUACUUCAACACCACUUGGAUCCGGAUUAUUGCCACCAUCGGCAAGAGCGGGUCCUAUAGACUUCGGUUGUAAGGGGAAUGAGAUAUAUGAAGGGUGUAUCGCCACCAUAGACACCCGUCCGCUUUGCUUCCAGCGCCCAGCCACUGGCCCUCGUCCCAAGGACAGGUUAGACUCCCGUGAGGUCGAGUCCCUGUCCGCUGGCGAACGAGCCUGCGGGAACGGCUGCGACGGUCGCCGUGACGGAGUGCUCACCUUCGUGAAGGGCCAGACACCCUCUCGCUAG